GCUUGUUUGUGCUCCACAGGUGACGGCCGCAUCGGCGCGGCGCGCGGGGUCCUGGUGCACGCCUACUCCGCCACGGCGCCGGCGGGCUGCGCGCCGCCGCUGCUGGCGCGCCACACCAGCAGGGCCUCCUCGGCGGCGGCCCCCUCGGCGGCCUCCAACGGCACGGGCUCCAGCGCCUCGCCGCCGCCCAGCGCGCUGCCCAGCGAGCCCUGGAUCGCACUCAUCCCCCGGGGCCACUGCACCUUCGACAUGAAGGUGCACACGGCGGCCCUCAGCGGCGCGUCGGCUGUCAUCGUGUUCGACGACAAGGAGGCCGACACGCUGGACAUGAUGGACAUCUCCCCGGACCAUAACAUCACGGCCGUGCUCACCUACCACUGGAAGGGCGUGAUGCUGGCCAAGCUGGCGGACGGGCCGUCCAAGGUGUACGUGGAGAUCACGGUGGCGAACCGCUGCACGCGCUCGCUCAACUCCAUCAACAGGACCUCUGUGCUGUUCGUGUCAGUGUCCUUCAUCGUGCUCAUGAUCAUCUCCCUGGCCUGGCUAGUCUUCUACUACGUGCAGCGGUUCCGGUACAUCCAUGCCAAGGACCGCCUGUCGAGAAGGCUGUGUUCCGCGGCCAAACGAGCGCUGUCAAAAAUCCCGACUAGAAGACUGAAAAUUGACGAUCCGGAGCUGGUGGGGGACGGCGACUGCUGUGCCAUCUGCAUCGAGCGUUAUCGCGUGGCGGACGUCGUCAGAGCGCUGCCCUGCAGGCACGAGUUCCACAAGUCGUGCAUUGACCCGUGGCUGCUAGACCAUCGAACAUGCCCCAUGUGCAAAAUGGAUAUCCUGAAGCACUAUGGUUUUGUCGUGAGUUUCAACCUUUAAAAAAAAAAAAAAAAAAAAA
This is a messenger RNA of Frankliniella occidentalis (western flower thrips), 889 nucleotides long. Its product is annotated as E3 ubiquitin-protein ligase goliath. The record is from RefSeq and is a predicted model, not a curated record. The annotation marks the transcript as partial. The transcript has 6 exons. NCBI's taxonomy places the organism in Eukaryota, Metazoa, Arthropoda, Insecta, Thysanoptera, Thripidae.